Metarhizium acridum CQMa 102 is the source of this 1626-nucleotide messenger RNA. RefSeq lists its product as uncharacterized. Lineage: Eukaryota; Fungi; Ascomycota; Sordariomycetes; Hypocreales; Clavicipitaceae. Gene Ontology annotation, molecular function: iron ion binding; oxidoreductase activity, acting on paired donors, with incorporation or reduction of molecular oxygen; heme binding. The record is from RefSeq and is a predicted model, not a curated record.
AUGGACAUCCCUAUUGUCAGGAUCCCGUUCGGCGUCAACAACUACACCUGGGUCAUUCUUCAACCGUUUGUGUGGAACCUUCUAAACUGCCUGCCCCUGCCGUGGAGCUCAUACCCCGACUUUGUACGAUACUCGCACCGCAGUUGGCACUUUCUGGAGAAGAGCCGGCCUAACACAGCCCUGGGGCCGGUCUGGGCGCUCGUGUCACCAGAAGAAAUCAGCCUGCACUUUGCCGACCCGGACAUAAUUGGCGAGAUUUUUGCAAGAUGGCGUGACUUUGUGCGUCCAGUGCAAAAAUACCGGAUGCUGGCUAUCUACGGGCCAUCUGUCUUUACUGUGGGAUUGGAUGACUGGCCUCGCCAUCGCAAGGCUGUCGUGGCCCCGUUCAACGAUGACUUGAUGUCUUUGGUGUGGAGAGAGACGUUAUGUCACACGCGAUCGAUGCUUGACGCUUGGACCACUCAAUUUCGUGGCAAUAUCCAGAGUCUUGAAAAUGACUUGCGAGAGCUCACAUUCAAUGUGCUCGGUGCGGCAGCCUUCCAUGAGCGUGGCCAGUCACAGGCCGAUACUGGACCGAAAGACGUGGAGAAAACCGCGGAGGACUACCUGGAUACCUUGCGAACUGUUCUCGAAAAUUCUAUCCUCUUGAUGUUAAUUCCCUAUCACCGUUUCAGAGGGACUAUUAUCCCGAGGCAUCUUGCCAAAGUUGGACGCGCAGCCGAGUCAUUCAGGUCUAUUCUGCUGAAGGUUCUCAGUGAGGAGACAGCUGCUCUCGGCAGUGAUAGCUCUAAACGAAAUGGCUUAUUGACACCUCUCGUCCGUGCCCUAAAGCCAGAUGCUCGCGAGCAGGCCAAAAAUAGUGCAGCCCCGGUAUCUGCAAAGGUCAAGAAGAGUGGCCUUUCUGUUGAUGAGAUCCUUGGGAACAGCUUCGUCAUCAAUUUUGCAGGCCAUGACACCGUGCUCCUUACACUGACUUUCACCCUUGCUCUCCUUGUAGUACAUCCAGACGUACAAGAGUGGAUCUACCGGGAGAUCAAGAUGUUUUCAGGUGGUCGCCCAACUGAUGAAUGGGACUACGAGUUGUUCCUCAAGCUAAAACGCUGCCAAGCUGUGCUUCUGGAGACGCUCCGCAUCUUCCCCCCAAUUACCGGCAUACCUAAGAUUGCGUCCCACACGGCGCCGACUCUCCGGCUCGGGGAUCGAAUUCUCGCCAUCCCCCCGGGGACCGAGGUCUUCCCGUUGCUCCUCGGCGUACAGACGGACGCCAGGUACUGGGAAGAUCCAUACAUUUGGAGACCAUCUCGCUGGAUCUUUCGCGACGACAAGGGAGACGAAGAGCUACUCAUUCCUCACAGAGGGACGUUUUUCCCCUGGUCGGAGGGCCCCCAGAUCUGUGUUGGCAAGAAGUUUUCCCAGGUUGAAGGCGUGGCAGUGCUGGCUUGUUUGUUGCAUGAGCAUCGCUUGCUCGUGCAGGCGGAAGCAGGCGAAACGCAGGAACAGGCCAGGCGUCGAGUCCGAAACUGCGUAGACGACGUCAAUUACAAUCUGCUGCUUAGGAUGAACCAUCCCGAGCGCGUCAGGCUGAAGUGUGUCCCGAUCCAAACCAUAAAACCGUGUCUAGAUUAA